Schistocerca nitens (vagrant locust) is the source of this 711-nucleotide messenger RNA. RefSeq lists its product as uncharacterized. Bases 1 to 711 code for a protein of 236 amino acids. Lineage: Eukaryota; Metazoa; Arthropoda; Insecta; Orthoptera; Acrididae. The record is from RefSeq and is a predicted model, not a curated record. The transcript has 3 exons.
AUGGGCGACGGGGACGGCGGCAGCAGCGGCGUGACGGCAGCCUCGUUGCCCAUCGGCUCCGGCACCGCGGAGGAACACGGCGGCGGCGAUGGUGGUGGCCAGAGGUGGGGCCGUGGCAGUGCACCACCAGUUCCAGCAUCACCAGCUCAAAGGUCACUGGCUCUAGUGCUCUUGGUUCCUGAACCACUGGCAACAGCCCUGACAGCUCCUGUGCCUCCAGCCCCCACAUCCCAGGCACCAGCUCCAGCACUGCCAGCUCUGGUCCUGCCAGCACCUCAGGUGCCACCAGCUCACCUGGCACCCCCUGCUCUGGUGCUGCUGGUUUCUGAAUUUCAUGCUCUGCCGGUGUCUAUGCAUCUGGCUCCUCCAGUUUCUGCACCAUGGGUUCCACCAGCUCGUGUGCUUCAGGCUCCACCAGGCAGCUCCGGUGCUUCCUGCUCCAGCACCACCAGCACCGGCAUCACCUACUCUGGCACGGCCCUCUCUAGCACUGCUCACAUAAGUGUCGCCCACACUAUACAGCCCCCACAGGCAUCUACCACUCCAGUGUCUCCUGGUCUGGCUCCAGCAGCACUGGCAUUAUCCAUGUUGCUGGAAUGUGUGCCGCUGGCCCACCAACCAAAGGACUGUAUGCUGCUGGUGUAUUCAACAUUCUCCUCCUUUGGCCCUGCUCUUGUGCAUCCCAGUCCUUUGUUCCUGUCCUCUUCAUGA